Molecule: messenger RNA, 1344 nt
Organism: Sordaria macrospora k-hell
Lineage: Eukaryota; Fungi; Ascomycota; Sordariomycetes; Sordariales; Sordariaceae
Cellular component (GO): peroxisome
Molecular function (GO): L-serine:pyruvate transaminase activity; L-alanine:glyoxylate transaminase activity
Source: RefSeq, a predicted model, not a curated record
AUGCCCCGCUCCAGCGGCCCGGUCGACUCCCCCGCUCGACUGUCUCUGAUCUCGAGGCACCUGGCUCCCUCUUACCCACUCAACACUCCUUAUACCGUCGAGAGACACCCGGACAACAUCGACACUUCUCUCUUGCCCAAGACACAAACCCGCGCCCUCACUACCGACGCCAACUCUUCAGCCAAGAUGUCUACCCAGCCCGAGCACCCGACUCUCCUUAUUCCCGGACCCAUCGAGUUCGACGAUGCCGUCCUCAACUCCAUGAGCCACUACAGCGAGAGCCAUGUCGGCCCUGCCUUCGUCAAUGUCUUUGGCGAGACCCUGUCGAUGCUGCGCAAGCUGUUCCAGACCACGGACUCCUCCGCUCAGCCUUUCGUCCUGUCCGGCUCCGGUACCCUUGGUUGGGAUCUCGUCGCCGCCAACCUCAUCGAGCCUGGUGAGGAUGCGCUCGUUCUCAGCACCGGUUACUUUGGCGAUGGCUUCGCCGACUGCCUAAAGGUCUAUGGCGCCAACGUCACCCAGAUCUCUGCCGAGCCCGGCAGCCGCCCUCAGCUCCCCGAGAUCGAGAAGGCCCUUUCCGAGAAGAAGUACAAGCUCCUUACCGUCACCCACGUCGAUACCUCCACCGGUGUCCUCAGCGAGCUUAAGAACCUUUCCGAGCUCGUCCACAGGGUUUCCCCCGACACCCUCGUCAUUGUCGAUGGUGUCUGCUCCGUCGCCUGCGAGGAGAUUGACUUUGAUGCCUGGAAGCUCGAUGGUGUUGUUACUGCCUCCCAGAAGGCCAUUGGCUGCCCCGCCGGUCUCUCUAUCUCCAUGUUCAGUGGCCGCGCCAUCCAGGCCUUCCAGAACCGCCAGACCCCCCCUACUUCUUACUUUGCUUCGAUGAAGAACUGGCUUCCUAUCAUGCAGAACUACGAGGCCAAGAAGCCCUCUUACUUCGCCACUCCUUCUCCCCAGCUCGUUCGCGCCCUCCAUACCGCCCUUACCCAGAUCGUCGCCCAAGGCGUCAAGGAAAGGUUCGCGGCCCACAAGGCGGCUUCGGACAAGAUCAAGGCUGCCAUUGCUGCCCUCGGCCUCAAGCAGGUCGCCGCCAACCCCGACGACCAGGCCCACGGCAUGACCGCCAUCUACCUCCCCGAGAACGUCAAGGGCGCUGAGCUUCUUCCCAAGCUCGGUGCGAGGGGCGUUGUGUUCGCCGGUGGCAUCCACAAGGCCAUCGCCGCCAAGUACAUUCGUUUCGGCCACAUGGGCGUCAGUGUGUUGGAUCCUAGCAGAGGCCAUGUCGAGAAGGCCAUCAAGGCUCUCGAGGAGGGUCUGUCCGAGUGCGGUUACCAAAAGGCUUAG